AUGUUUCACUGGCUGGACCAAUACGACAUACCGCUACCAUGUACCAGACAGUUUCGAGCUCGAGAACUGGUCUAUCACGAUCUCUGGCGGAAAGGAUACUAUCUUACAUGUGGAGAUCAAUUCGGCUCUGCUUGGCUAGUCUAUGAAGGACUUCCCGGCAAUGUCCACGCGAAGUUUUUAUGUGAUUUUAUCCUUGAUGACGAGAUGUUAUCACCUCUUAAACUGAUUUCGCUUGUACGGGUUGCGACACAGGUGGGCACACUUUGCAGCACGGAAGUAAAACUGCCGAUGUUGUUGCAGGUAAAGAAGACCUUGUUGAUCGCUAUAGUUCCUUCCGACAACAAUCUGCCACAUUACAUCACAUUCGAAUGGUUCAAACCUUACACCAGAGAUGUUGAAUGA
Messenger RNA from Cylicostephanus goldi, 402 nucleotides. The record is from the annotation of a GenBank genome assembly. NCBI's taxonomy places the organism in Eukaryota, Metazoa, Nematoda, Chromadorea, Rhabditida, Strongylidae.